Messenger RNA from Myripristis murdjan (pinecone soldierfish), 588 nucleotides. Its product is annotated as trypsin-4-like. Bases 1 to 588 code for a protein of 195 amino acids. NCBI's taxonomy places the organism in Eukaryota, Metazoa, Chordata, Actinopteri, Holocentriformes, Holocentridae. The transcript is spliced from 4 exons. The record is from RefSeq and is a predicted model, not a curated record. Gene Ontology annotation, molecular function: serine-type endopeptidase activity. Gene Ontology annotation, biological process: proteolysis.
AUGUCUGCAAAUUUAACUGUGCAUCAUGGUGCAGAAGUAGUGCCAAUCCCAGGACAAAAUGGGAUACCCUUCACAGAAAACGGCCUACAACAUGACAUCAUACUGGUGAAGCUUCCUAACCUCACUGCUCAGUUAAAUCUAACAACAAUACCUCUUCCUGACUGUGCUAAUCGAUUUCUAGCUAUGUUUCGAAGCUGUGUCGGGAGGCCUGCUGGCACGUCCAAGCCAUGCACAGGAGAUCCAGUUCAGAUUGCAGGCCAUGGUGCAACUUGGGCAUUUCUAGAUGUCAUAAGAAUGCCUGCUGAGCAACCACAAUUACAAUGUGCAAACGUAAGUGUUGUGGAUUGCGUCGCUAGCAAUCUUCAGCCCCCCGGCCAGAUACCAUUUCGGAAUCAGCACUAUUUCUGUGGACAAGCUCCUGGAGUGGAUGCUUGUGAUGGUGACUCUGGUGGAGGAGUGGUGUAUAAGGGCCAGAUUUACGGUGUCAUUUCCGGCAGUGGUCGCUGGGCUCAUCUGUGUCCAAUUCGGUUCAUGGAUGUCUGCCAUGCUGAUUACAGGCGGUGGAUCAAACAGACGACUGGCCUGUAA